AUGGAUCAUGGAUGCAUGGAACUACUUGUUUCUUCACAACACAACCUCGUUCCUUCCGACAACAACAUAUUUCCAAAUUCUGCACCUUUUGACGAGUUUUCUUCAUUCAACAGCGUGGUUUCUGUUUCAUUUCGUUGUCCAUUACAGCGUAGCAGCACAGGUCUCGUUUUUGCAGUUCAGUUUCAGUCACACUUACGGAUAUCAGAGAAUAGUAACUUAUUUGAUUUUCUGGCGACUGAUAUUUGGAGUGGUAACUGGGGUGGUGUUGCAAUGUUGGCUUCUAAAGAAAUGAUGAAAUUCAAAUCUUACCAGAACCGGGCUAAUUUGUUCGUGAAGGAGUAUUUGUUAGCAGACCCUCUGAUUCCAUACACCUCUAUUAUUGGGGGUAUUUUUGCUUGCAAGAUGGUCUAUGAUCUUACUCAGCUUUUUAGCACUGUUCACUUUAAGAGCUAUUCCAGCCUUUCUAGGAUACAACGCAUCGAGUGGAAUAAUCGGUGA
Messenger RNA from Sphenostylis stenocarpa, 498 nucleotides. The record is from the annotation of a GenBank genome assembly. NCBI's taxonomy places the organism in Eukaryota, Viridiplantae, Streptophyta, Magnoliopsida, Fabales, Fabaceae.